GCCCUUCACAAGCUCCUGGUCACACACCUGAUGAAACUCAGACACAGAACAGCCCCUUCAGAGCAGCUUCAGCAGUGUGGGAACAACAGCAGCACACUCAUGCCCACCCCUACACACCACUCAGCCACUGACUUACUCCCUGCUGCUGUUCACAGGGAGGUGAAACACCUUUUUUACUCACUCUGUGCCAACAUGGACUCAAAGGAAGGAGUUUGGAAAGCCAUACCUGUGCUGUUUCACGCCAGACCAGAAAAAGGCAAUGGUGACAGCAAUAUGGAAAGAAACAGCAGCCCCAGUCUCAGCCUGCAGCCUGCCACCCUGCCAACACCCACCCCGAGGGAAGGGCAGCGGGAUGCUCCUGACUCAGCCCAAGCUGCGACCUUCGUGUCAGCUCAGGGCAAAGUUCGCGGGAGCUCCCGGCGCCCAGGGCGGCAGCCGGGGCAGGCUGGUGUCUGUGCAGGCAGCACCACGGCACGGCAGAACAGCGGCUCUCCCCGAAAACUGCCCACCGAGGCAAACCCACCGAGCCAGAGCCCUGCUCCCCCUGCCAGAGCCCUGCUCCCCCUGCCCACCGAGGCACAGCCACCGAGCCAGAGCCCGGCUCCCCCUGCCAGAGCCCUGCUCCCCCUGCCCACCGAGGUAAAGCCACCGAGCCAGAGCCCUGCUCCCCCUGCCCACCGAGGCAAACCCACCGAGCCAGAGCCCGGCUCCCCCUGCCAGAGCCCUGCUCGCCCUGCCCACCGAGGCACAGCCGCCGAGCCAGAGCCCUGCUGGCCGCCCCGAACCCCAUCGGGCGUCACACACAGCCAGCGGUCUGUCCCCAGCGCUCCGUGCUCUGCUCCGCACGGAUCAGCCAAGGACAGGGCUUUGGCACAGCCUUCCCAAGGCUUUACAAGAGUCCCACCUGGGCUCUGCUCGGCGUUUGACCACAACAUCGCACACACCUCUGGGGUAAUUCUAGGGAACAGCAAAAAAUAUCCCUAAAUGGAGA
Molecule: messenger RNA, 991 nt
Organism: Motacilla alba alba
Lineage: Eukaryota; Metazoa; Chordata; Aves; Passeriformes; Motacillidae
Product: proline-rich receptor-like protein kinase PERK10
Exons: 2
Coding region: 31-984 (317 amino acids)
Source: RefSeq, a predicted model, not a curated record